GGAUGGAUGGAUAUGCCAGCUCCUUCCCCAAGAUGAGUGAGGCCAUCAGGCAGCGGCUGGAAGCUCCAUCACACGAGUCUCUUGUGGGAUUUGGUGCACACCAGCAUUGCACCUAUAAGGAGCUUUACGAGUCCAAGGACAGGGAGAAGAGGAGCUAUCCAGUGGGUUAGCAAUCAGCCGUGCAAGCCAGGGACUAAAAUGGAUGCACUGAAGUACAUCCAGACGAGGGAUGCACAGCAGGCCCUGCCCAGCUCUGUGCCCUCCGAGGUCCCCCUUGCCAUUCCGGGCUCCAAGGAGGCGCCUACCACAGCUCCUGAGCCCUCAGACGCAGAGCUCAUGGCCUGUGCAGUGGAGCAUGAGACGUCAGGACGUCCCCCUUCCACAAGCCUGGAAGGCCCAGCUCCCAAAGGAGCAGCACGAGUGGCUCAGCCGCGCCCUGUUUAGGAGGAAUAAGGACGGAAGGCCCGUUCUUAUUGACUCCUUGCAGUUGUGGUGGCACCCGCCCGCACCACGCCCUGUGUUCCACCAGCCGCCAGCUUCACCUGCCCCCUUCACCCGCCCCUUCUUCCUGUGGAUGCCCUACCGCAUUUGGUCGUUCAGGCUCCUGUGCAGGCAGCCCAACUGUCACCGGACCGGGCAGCAUCUGACGUCCUGCAGCCUGUACAAGACGGUCAGGAGGGUGCUGGACAUAGACGGCUGGUACUUCAUGGCCACGGAGUACCUGGAAUGCCGUCUGUGUAAGAAGAAGGUGGUGGGCUGGUCACGGGACGUCUUGGAGCAGCUGGACCCUGCGCACUGUGCAGAGUUUCCGGCCAUCCUGACGUAUAGGUAAGCAUUUCUCCAUUCGUGAUGCGUUGGGAUGCAAACAUCUCGGAGCCCCAGUGUCUGAUAGUCUCUUAUCUGGCAGAUUGGCCGCUUUGAUCUGCUGUGACCAUUUGCUGGAUUGCUACUUGUGAAGUCGUU
This is a messenger RNA of Brienomyrus brachyistius, 963 nucleotides long. RefSeq lists its product as uncharacterized. Bases 230 to 832 code for a protein of 200 amino acids. The transcript has 4 exons. The record is from RefSeq and is a predicted model, not a curated record. NCBI's taxonomy places the organism in Eukaryota, Metazoa, Chordata, Actinopteri, Osteoglossiformes, Mormyridae.